Protopolystoma xenopodis is the source of this 521-nucleotide messenger RNA. Lineage: Eukaryota; Metazoa; Platyhelminthes; Monogenea; Polystomatidea; Polystomatidae. The record is from the annotation of a GenBank genome assembly.
ACACUACUUUAGAGGGCCUAGAAGAGCUAUUUCCUUCAAGUAAUUUUGGAUUAUUGAUUAAAAAAUUUACAAAAUCAAAGAUUAAUAUUUAUUAUUUGUUUACAAUUAGGUCAUUCUCGCCUUCUAGGCCAUCUGUCCCCAUGCGGUCCCCUGCAAUUCGCCGCGAAGCAUUACCAGCGGUCUCUCAACCCAGGCAACCUGGUCUGCUUGGACAGAUGGCUGCAACUGCUGGUGGUGUUGCUAUUGGCUCGGCCGUUGGCCAUACAGUGGGCCAUGCGCUUACUGGAGCCUUUUCUGGUAGUAGUGAAGCCUCUCAACCUCAAACUCAAUCGACACAAAGAUACGAUCAGAAUCCCUGUCAGACUCACUUAGAAGAAUUAGUGAAGUGCACUCAGACACAAAGCGAUCUAUUACUUUGCUCUGGCUUUUCGGAGGCGCUUAAGGAGUGCCGAAAACAAUACGGUACAGUAUGUAGAUCUCUCCACGGUCACAGAAAAUCGUUUUCCUCCGGUGUAGCGUAG